AUGACCGAUUCUGUUAAUGCGGGAAGUAAUUACGAACAAAGCCAGCAAGAGAUGGAAAGUGGCGAAGUGGAAAUUGUAGAUUCUGGUCAGGUUAUUGAUGAACUGGAUGAAGCACUGAUGCAAAUUGGGGAUGCCACUGGCAGUGAACACGGAGAAUAUGAUGAAAGGAUACAAGAGCAAGGAAAACAAGAUGAUACAGUACAGCAAGAUGUCGGCCUACAUAUGAGCGUUAGCGAAGAAGUAAUUGUUGAAACGGAAGAAAGCCGUCCAGCAAUGUCUCCAACUCCCGGAAGUGAUGUAGGCGAUAUGGAAGAAUGUAUAAAUGAUGAGGAUGGUCUAUAUAGCGACGAUGAAGAUCACUCAGAUAUGUUUGCUGAUCGAGAAGUUGAUCAAGUUAUCAGGGAUCCGGUGACUGGAGAGAUAAGUCUGACAAUGGAUUUGGAAGAUCUUGUAUCUCGGACGAUAACUUUUGAUAAUGGUGAAAGAAUUAUCUUAUGUUUUUCAAAGCGAUGUCGUCCACAAAUCGCCUGGAAUGGACACCUUUAUGUUGCUGCAUCUGAUUUGAGUGAAAUCAGUUAUACAAAAUGGCGUUGUGUAAAUGAAGGAUGUCCUGGGGCUUUACGGACAUCUCCUGGAUUGACAGAACUACGUUCUUCUGGACAUCAUCAUUUAACUAUAUGUAAACCGGAUGAUUUGCAAGUGCGGCUUCGCAUUGUUAUUUACGAUCUGCGUCUGAUGGCGGAAUUUACAGAUGAUCCACUAGAAGAUCUUUACAGUCAUUUUGUCGAAAAACUAGCCGCUGAAAAUCCGGAUGUUUUGGCCUUAUUUCCUCCUUUGAAUACACUAGUAAAAAGAUUGACAAAACAUCGAGAAUACAAGGUAUAUCGUCGGCGAUUUGAAUAUGAAAAAAUAAUGGCGGAGCGACGUCGUGGUUUGCAUUCCAAAGAUUGCGCCCCUGCAAUGCUUCGAAGAAUGCGUCCAUUCCCACCGUCAGUAUGUAUCGAAUGCGGUAUAUCAAUUGUAACUGAUGCGGACACUACAUCCCAGGAGAAUUUUGUGGAUCAUGUAUCGCAGGAUCAUCAACGAGAGGCGACGUGUCAAUAUUAUUCGUUUCCUGGAGUACACCUUUUCGAGCAAUGGAUGCGUGAGCUUCAACAACGCAGUCGAUACAAAAUUCGGCGUUUUUCAAUGCAUAAUGAAAGCUUAUUUUUUCUCUGUGCUGCAGACGACCGCUGGUGCCGAACAUAUGGAGUUAAUUCUGAUGGUCUUCAUUGUACUGCAUUUGUUCGAGUAUACGAUUACCGAAGAGUUUCGCGACAGGAAACUCGAGUUUUGCGAAUACAGUACUGUCUGGAUCAUAAUUUCCAUAGCGAUGAGGAUGCAACAGUUGAUGCUCCAUUCACUCCUGAAAUUUUCAUGCAUGAAGUGGAAGAGAGACGUUUACGAACUGCUGGAAUGGUGAAAAGUCAUGCACAACGCGCGCGUCUUUUGAGACGAAGAGGUGAAAUAGGAAGUGAAAUCAUGUCAGAGAAUGGCGGUGUGUGGUCUGAAGAGGGAGUAAGAGAAGAUGAUUCAAAUUUGCAAGAAUUAGAUGCCUACGCAACUGAUGUCGUCAAACGCCCACCUCAUGUACGAAAUGAUGAUUCUGCAUCAGUGGUUGAAUUUACUGAAGGACCUGAUACUGCACACGACGGACAAGAAGAUGCAGUUGGUGGCGAAGGCGAACGAAAUGUUGAUUAUGGUAUCGAAGGCAGUGAGGAGGGUGUUGAACAAGAGGAACAAGUAGAAAAAAAUGCAGUAUCAAAACUAAAGCGGAUAAACUUGCAAAGACCAAGAUUUAUAGGAAGAAAUACUUUUUUCCGAUAUGGACAACAAAAUGUUGGUCAGCACUUCACAUAUGGCAGAACUAUCAAAUCAGACUACGAUGAGAAGCGAGAGGUAGCAAAUUUGGUCGAACAGUGCAAUCGUCGUGUUAGUGAAAGCCGUUCAAUACGUUCAAUUGAAAGCAGAGAAAUUCAAGGUGUUGGUGGCCCGGGCCAGCCUCAUUAUGUUACUCAUCGAUCGAAUUUUUCCAGCUAUACACUUUAUAACUUGGUCAUGCAAAUUGAAUUACAGUGCGAGCUUUUCAAAGAACGAGCUCAGUCUUUAAAGCAUAUUGUGGCAGCGAAAAAAUAUUUGAAAUAUCUCACAUCACUUUGCGAUACUAUUGCUACUGAUCCAGACUGCAAUAAAUCUGUAGAAGAACUGGCCGCUGAAAUUUUUGAUUUAAAAGAAAUUGUAAAUAGUGGCAUAGUAGUUACCAAGCAAACGAGCUUGCUUCCAACAUUAAGUUUUGGAAGCGGCGAUGAAGGUAGUUCAGCACAGCAGCGCGAUGGAAAAAGUGAAUCAGAGACGCAGCCGCUUAUCUUUCUUCCAGUAGUACCUGCAAGGAGCACUCCCGAAGCAUUAGAAAAAAUGACGGUUGAUGAGGAAGCAGAAAUGGAUGUCACAGAACAGUCUGAAACAACGGAUACACAAUCGAAUUUGAGAAGAUCAAAACGUGGAAAAGGAAAGGAAGAACCUGACACACCUUUCGAAAUAAAGGCAGGAAGAAAAGCUCCUUUAAUUGUAGUUCCAAAAGCAGAAACAUCCAUAAGGGAGCCAUAUCAAACAAGAAGAAGUCGCGGUGUCGUAAAGCCGAACACCAAGGGAGUUUUUGAUAAAACGACAUAUGUUGGAGGAGCGGAGGCAACUUCAGCGGAAGGAGAUGAAUCAACGAAAUCUCCAGAAUCCCGAGGAGCUUACACACUGAGACGAAUACCAUUCAGUGGACAAAACUCAAAGUUGAAACUGGCUGGACGUACCAUGCAGCUUGGUACCGAUCCGGAAGAACUGACCGGAAAGCCGAUGACUUUAAGAACUGCAGCUGGAAAUCUGGUCACAGUUAUGCGGCGAUUUGAUGGCCGUUUAAUUAUGGUUUCACCUCGAGCAUUAGUUCAGAAAGAAUCGAAAACUCCCGCUACUGAAGAAACUCAGAGGGAAACAAGAUCGAGAAGUGCACGAAAUGCAGCAUUCGGCAAAAAGACACCAAAACCAGAACAAAUAAAGGAAGACGAAGAUGAAGAAGAAGGAAAGGAAACGAAAUCACAAAGGACAACAAGAUCCUCAGAAAGACGUUCAGUUUACUCAAAAUAUUUAAAGAAAGAUAAAGAUCGGCGUGAUGAGAAAAGCGCUAAUUCAAAUUUGUCAGAAAGAGGAAAAGGGAGAGAUAUAGGAAGUGAAAAAACAAAUUUGGAAGAAGCGGAAUAUAGCAAACAGGAAACCACACUUGAAGUAGAAACUAGUUCGAAAAAAUUUGUAAGAAAGCAAUUAAGUGAAAAUGAUGUAAUCGUUAUGGAUGAUGAAACAUUCUCAGCUGUUGUAAAAGAUAUAAGCAUGGGAAGUCCGUCUAAAUCUGUUGGUGGAAAUGAAAGCCGACGAAGUCGAGCAAAGAAAAAGGAUGAAGAAGAAGAGCCAAUAGGAUUGGUUAUUGAUGCAUCCAGGUCGAAUAAAGCAGAGGAGAGUAGAAAAUAA
Molecule: messenger RNA, 3552 nt
Organism: Cercopithifilaria johnstoni
Lineage: Eukaryota; Metazoa; Nematoda; Chromadorea; Rhabditida; Onchocercidae
Source: the annotation of a GenBank genome assembly